CUCCUUCAGUAUGUGGCAUUCGGCUCGCUCUUCUUCAUCCUCAUCUCCAUCACCACCUUCUGCCUGGAGACGCACGAGGCCUUCAACACCAUCAUCAAGCGGACGGAGAACGUCACGGUGGGCAACGUGACCCGGGAGGAGGUGGUCUUCGAGGUCAUCACCGACUCCUGGCUGACCUACGUGGAGGGCAUGUGCGUGAUCUGGUUCACCAUCGAGUUCCUGCUGCGGAUCACCUUCUGCCCGGACAAGGUGGACUUCAUCAAGAGCUCGCUCAACAUCAUCGACUUCGUGGCCAUCCUGCCCUUCUACCUGGAGGUGGGCCUGAGCGGCCUGUCCUCCAAGGCGGCCAAGGACGUGCUGGGCUUCCUGCGCGUGGUGCGGUUCGUGCGCAUCCUGCGCAUCUUCAAGCUGACCCGGCACUUCGUGGGCCUGCGGGUGCUGGGCCACACCCUGCGGGCCAGCACCAACGAGUUCCUGCUGCUCAUCAUCUUCCUGGCGCUGGGCGUGCUCAUCUUCGCCACCAUGAUCUACUACGCCGAGCGCAUCGGCGCCGACCCCGGCGAUCCCACGGCCAGCAACCACACCAACUUCAAGAACAUCCCCAUCGGCUUCUGGUGGGCCGUGGUGACCAUGACCACGCUGGGCUACGGGGACAUGUACCCCGUCACCUGGUCCGGCAUGCUGGUGGGCGCCCUGUGCGCCCUGGCGGGCGUGCUGACCAUCGCCAUGCCCGUGCCCGUCAUCGUCAACAACUUCGGCAUGUACUACUCCCUGGCCAUGGCCAAGCAGAAGCUGCCCAAGAAGAAGAACAAGCACAUCCCCCGGGCGCCCCAGCCCGGCUCCCCCAACUACUGCAAGCCCGACGCCCUGGCCGCCGCCACCGCCUCUCCCCAGAGGAUCCUGGGAAACGUGCUGGCGAGCAGCGGGGGCGUGGGGGGCCUGGGAGGGGGCGGCGGGGACUGCCCGCUGGCCCAGGAGGAGAUCAUCGAGAUCAACAGGGCAGACUCCAAGCAGAACGGCGACGCCGCCAACGCUGCCCUGGCCAACGAGGACUGCCCCACCAUCGACCAGGCGCUGUCGCCCGAGGAGAAGUCGCCCGCCGGCGGUGGCGCCCGCGACCGCUACCAGCACGACCGCGCCUGCUUCCUGCUCAGCACGGGCGACUUCCGCGCCGCCGACGGCAACGUGCGGAAAGCCGGCAGCGGCUACGAGAAAUCGCGGAGCCUGAACAACAUCUCGGGAAUGAGCGGGAGCCGGAUGCGCCUCUCACCCGCCACCAACCCCCCGUACGAGCCCUACGAGCCCCCCGCCCCGCUGCGGCGCUGCCGGUCCCCCAUCCCGUCCAUCCUGUAGCCCGCGGGGCCCCCCGGGCCCCCCGGGGCCCCCCGGGGCCCCCAGGGAGCGGGACCGCCGCGGGGGUGAGAGUAAUCGGGAGGGAGGGGGGGGGCUCUCGGGGCUGCGGGGGGGCGCGGGGAUGUCGGCAUGUUUCCCUCCGCGCCCCCGCGCCCCUCUGCGCGCCGCUGAUGACCGGGAUGCGUCCCGGGGUCUGUGUUUCUGGCUCCGACUCGGGAAGGGGGUCCCUACGGAACGGGACUCUACAGCUCGUCCCCCCCCCGCCCUGCCCCGCUCCCUCGCUCCCUGCGGCCAGCGCGACGGACAUGUUGCCCCUCCUCCCCCCCAACACAUCCGCCACACGAUUGGUCAGAACCAUUGGCAGGUUUUCAGUGUGGUGUAGAGGUCCAUUACACUACUACAACACUGAGAGAGAGAGGGGUUAAUACAGACACACUGACUGGACACUCCA
Molecule: messenger RNA, 1804 nt
Organism: Lepisosteus oculatus (spotted gar)
Lineage: Eukaryota; Metazoa; Chordata; Actinopteri; Semionotiformes; Lepisosteidae
Source: RefSeq, a predicted model, not a curated record